AGGAGUUCCAGAUUAUCACUUCAGGUACUGAUCGAAAAAUUGGCUACUGGGAAAUGUAUGAUGGUUCACUUAUCAGAGAGCUAGAUGGAUCUCGAUCAGGCUCGGUAAAUGGAAUGGAUAUCACCAAAGAUGGUCUGAGAUUUGCAACGGGAGGCGAUGAUAAAAUCCUUAAGGACUUAGCUUAA
This is a messenger RNA of Protopolystoma xenopodis, 185 nucleotides long. The record is from the annotation of a GenBank genome assembly. Lineage: Eukaryota; Metazoa; Platyhelminthes; Monogenea; Polystomatidea; Polystomatidae.